AGGCGGGAGGUGGGUGCGUUUCCUCCGCGGGCGCGGAGCCAUGCGGCCCGGACGCGGUGCCGGUGGCGAUGGCUUGAGGGUCCGUCGGCGAGUCGGUCUAUGAAGCGGCGGGUCGGCGCCCCCUGCGCACCUGCUUACCGCGCUUCCGCGGGCGCGGAGGGCCGCGCAGCACUAUGUCGCGCGUCGUCCAGAAGAAGAACCACUGGGCCAGCCGAGUGCGGCAGUGCUCCCUUACCCGCGGGCCAGGCGGGCAGCUGGGCUUCGUCCUGCUCGGAGGCGCGGAGCACGGCGAAUUCCCUUACGCGGGCGCGGUGGUGGGAGACGGUGAAGCGGCGCUGAGCGAGGGGGAGCUGCUGCUGGAGGUGCAGGGGGUCCGCGUCUCGGGGCUGCCGCGCUACGACGUGCUGGAAGUGAUCCGGAGCUGCAAGGACCCCAUCGUGGUGAAAGCCGUCCGACAAGGAAGCAGACUGAACAAAGACCUGAGACAUUAUCUCAACCAGAGGUUUCAGAAAGGAUCUCCGGAUCACGAUCUGCAGCAGACUAUUAGGGAUAACCUCUAUCGCCAUGCUGUGCCUUGCACAACCCGCCCUCCAAGAGAAGGAGAAGUGCCUGGUGUGGACUAUAACUUUCUGACUGUGGAGGAGUUUCUGGACUUGGAGCGAAGUGGGACUCUUCUGGAAGUAGGAACUUAUGAAGGUAACUAUUAUGGAACGCCCAAGCCUCCCAGCCAGCCCCUCAGUGGGAAAGUGACUUCCACCGAUGCUUUGCAAAACCUGCAGUCUGGCUCCAAGCAGUCGACCCCAAAGCGAACCAAGUCUUACAAUGAUAUGCAAAAUGCUGGCAUAGUGCAUACAGAGAAUGAAGAAGAGGAUGAUGUACCUGAAAUGAGCAGUAGCUUCACAGCAGAGUCUGGUGACCAGGACGAGCAUAAUACGCAUAUCAUAAGAGAGACAGCCCCACCGUCCGCCAUUGAGAGCCACACCAACCUUCCCACCACGGAACCAUCUCAGAACCUCCCCCAAUACCUACCUCCUUCUGCCGAGGAUAACCUAGGUCCUCUGCCGGAAAACUGGGAGAUGGCCUACACUGAGAAUGGAGAAGUCUAUUUUAUAGACCAUAACACAAAAACAACAUCUUGGCUUGAUCCACGGUGCCUGAACAAACAGCAGAAGCCUCUAGAAGAAUGUGAAGAUGAUGAAGGGGUACACACGGAGGAACUGGACAGUGAACUAGAGUUGCCCGCUGGUUGGGAGAAAAUUGAGGAUCCUGUAUAUGGUGUCUACUAUGUAGACCACAUCAACCGGAAAACACAGUAUGAAAACCCAGUUCUUGAAGCAAAGAGGAAGAAACAGCUUGAGCAACAGCAACAGCCACCAGAAGAAUGGACAGAGGAGUGUCCAUCUCUCCCACCACCCGCUGCUCCAAACCAUGUUUCAAACAACCAAGAGGCAGUUCGGGAAGCACCAGUGCAAGGAAAACCUUUUUUUACACGAAACCCUUCUGAGUUGAAAGGAAAGUUCAUCCACACCAAGCUAAGGAAAAGCAGCAGGGGUUUUGGCUUCACUGUCGUUGGAGGAGAUGAGCCGGAUGAGUUUCUCCAAAUCAAAAGUUUGGUGCUUGACGGCCCUGCAGCUCUGGAUGGCAAAAUGGAAACAGGAGACGUCAUAGUCAGCGUGAACGAUACCUGUGUGCUGGGGCACACUCACGCUCAAGUUGUGAAAAUCUUUCAGUCCAUCCCCAUUGGUGCCAGCGUGGACCUUGAACUGUGCCGAGGCUACCCCCUGCCCUUCGAUCCUGAUGAUCCCAACACGAGCCUGGUUACGUCUGUGGCAAUUUUGGACAAGGAGCCCAUCAUUGUGAACGGGCAGGAGAAUUAUGACUCCCCAGCGAGCCACAGUAGCAAAACAGGGAAAGUAAAUGGCACAAAGGAAGCGAGACCCAGCAGCCCGGCUGAGGUCUCUUCCAACGGACCCCAUGGUUACCCCAACGACACAGUCUCUUUGGCGUCUUCGAUAGCAACACAACCUGAACUCAUAACUGUGCAUAUAGUGAAAGGGCCUAUGGGCUUUGGGUUUACUAUAGCAGACAGUCCUGGUGGGGGCGGCCAAAGAGUGAAACAAAUCGUGGACAGCCCACGAUGCCGCGGCCUGAAGGAGGGCGACCUUAUAGUAGAAGUCAACAAGAAGAAUGUGCAGAGCCUCACUCACAACCAGGUGGUGGAUAUGCUGAUUGAAUGUCCUAAGGGAAGUGAGGUCACGUUGCUGGUGCAGCGAGGAGGACUGCCGGUCCCAAAGAAGAGCCCAAAGUCGCAACCACUUGAAAGGAAAGACAGCCAAAACAGUUCUCAGCACAGCGUCUCAAGCCACCGCAGCGGGCACACCGCUUCCCCCGUUCACGGCGCACAGGUGCUGCCGGACUACGCCGCCGCGGAGGCCCCCGCUGCGGAUCAGCCGGACAGUUCUGGGCAGAAAAAGCCAGAUCCAUUCAAAAUCUGGGCCCAGUCCAGGAGCAUGUAUGAAAGCCGACCUAUGUCACCUUCGCCUGCAACUGGACUGAGCAAGGGUGAGAGAGAGAGAGAAAUCAAUUCCACCAGUUUUGGAGAAUUUCCAGAUUACCAAGAGCAGGAUAUCUUUCUAUGGAGAAAGGAAACCGGUUUUGGAUUUAGGAUUCUGGGUGGAAAUGAGCCUGGAGAACCUAUUUACAUCGGUCACAUUGUACCGCUGGGUGCUGCUGAUGCUGAUGGCCGCCUGAGAUCGGGUGAUGAGCUGAUCUGCGUGGAUGGGACCCCUGUUGUUGGGAAAUCACAUCAGCUUGUCGUCCAGCUUAUGCAACAGGCAGCCAAACAAGGUCAUGUCAAUUUGACUGUCAGGCGCAAAGUGGUUUACACAGUUCCAAAGGCGGAGAAUGAAGUACCAUCCCCAGCCUCUUCCCACCACAGCAGCAACCAGCCAGCCUCACUGACAGAGGAGAAGCGAACACCGCAGGGCAGCCAGAACUCCCUCAACACCGUCAGCUCAGGCAGCGGCAGCACCAGCGGCAUUGGCAGUGGUGGUGGUGGGGGCAGCGGGGUGGUCAGCACCGUGGUCCAGCCCUAUGAUGUGGAAAUCCGCCGCGGUGAAAACGAGGGCUUCGGCUUUGUCAUCGUCUCAUCUGUGAGCAGGCCGGAGGCAGGGACGACGUUCGCGGGAAAUGCAUGUGUGGCCAUGCCUCACAAAAUAGGUCGGAUAAUUGAAGGGAGUCCCGCUGACCGCUGUGGCAAGCUGAAAGUAGGCGAUCGGAUCUUGGCCGUCAAUGGGUGCUCCAUCACCAACAAGUCGCAUUCCGACAUCGUCAACCUCAUUAAGGAAGCGGGAAACACCGUCACCCUGCGCAUCAUUCCAGGAGAUGAAUCCUCCAAUGCUACUUUAUUGACCAAUGCAGAAAAAAUUGCUACAAUUACAACCACACAUACUCCUCAGCAAAUACCACAGGAGCCCAGGAAUAACACCAAACCAAAGCAGGAAUCCCAGUUUGAUUUCAAACCACCCCAAGCAGCACAGGACCAAGAUUUUUACACUGUUGAGCUGGAAAGAGGAGCCAAAGGGUUUGGCUUUAGCCUGCGAGGUGGCCGGGAGUAUAAUAUGGAUCUGUACGUGCUGCGGCUAGCUGAAGAUGGUCCAGCUGAGAGAUGUGGGAAGAUGAGGAUUGGUGAUGAAAUUUUAGAGAUCAAUGGAGAAACUACCAAGAACAUGAAGCACGCUCGGGCCAUCGAACUGAUUAAAAACGGUGGCCGCAGGGUCCGCCUGUUUCUGAAACGUGGAGAUGGCUCGGUCCCAGAAUAUGACCCCAGCAGUGACAGGAACAGUCCCGCCACAGGUUCACAAAAUGUAUCGGAAAUGAGAGCCGCGCCAUCCGACCGACGGCAGCACCCAUCAUCGGAGUCCAGUUAUCCACCAGACCUUCACAAAUCAUCACAACAUGGGGACAAGAGGACUUACGUUAGAGACCUAAAAGGCAGCAGAGAGUUUAGCAGACAUCCCAAUGAACACCACACUUGGAAUGGGACUUCUAAAACCAACGACCACGUGCCAGGCAGGAGGACAGAGAGGUCGCCGGAGAAGAGGCACGAGAGGCAGCUGGAGAGGGCGGUGGUGAACGGGCAGAAGAGGAAGUCUCCUGAAAAGCGGAGGGAAGGGACGAGGAGCGCUGACAACACUUUGGAGAGGAGGGAGCGACACGAGAGGAGGAGAGACCUCUCUCCCGAGAGGCGCAGAGAGCGGUCGCCCAGUCGGCGCCGGCGGUCUCUGGAGAGACUCACGGAGCAAAGGAGGUCUCCCGACCGGAGAAGAGAGAAUUCCCUAGACCGACGGGCCAAGUCGUCUGACCGGCGGAGGGAGAGGUCGCCCGAUAGACGGCUCAGGGAGGAGCGAGGCCACCGGGGGAGGGAAGACCCCGGCUGGAGGCAGGAGCCGAGCCGCCGGCACCUGCCCGAGCAGCGCAGACGGCCGUACAAGGAGUGCAGCACCGACCUCAGCAUCUGAGGGGCUCCUCCAGGCUCACCGUCACCUUCCCCACACCACGGGAGCAGAGGAGAGAGUGUGGGAGCUGAAACCACCCAGCUUUUGCAGGCGAGGAGACAUCCGGCACCUGCUGAUCCUACAAACCUUUUAUGCAGAUGAAAUCUUAUAACAAAAAAAAAAGUGUUGUGCCUGAUGUAUAAUAUUAAAGAAAGUAUUUUUCAGUGUAUUCCUUUUUUUUUUUAAUUAUUAUUAUUAUUACUUGCCAAAUGUUGGUCCUAAAGGAUUAUGAAAUUUUGUUUCUACAUUCUUUGUAGAUUUCUUAAGAAUAAUUCCUUUAUUGGGCUACUUUCCCCCCCCCUUCCCCAAUCCAGUAAAUGGGGGUAGCCAGUAAUAUAAUAUAGGCAAAGGAUUUUAUGACCAAGUUUGAAAAUUUGAUCCAGACUGUUCUCUAGUGACUCACUGCUACACUAUAUGUAGAAAAUUUUUUAAGGGGGUGGGGAAGGAAGAAAAUUGUUCAUCUCAGUAGGAAUGGAACACUCCUGCUGAAGGAAUUAAAAAGAGACAAAUGUUCCUAAAAUUGCAAGAACUGUUUGAAGAGACUACUAUUUCAAUGAAGGAUAUUUAUAAGAAUAAUAAAUAAUAAUUAAAAUAAAUAAAUAACUAAAUACAAACCCACACAGCACAAGAUGAUUUACAAAUAAGGAAUUUCUAUUUUGUUCCAUGAACAGUUUAUACUUUCAGGCCCCUCUACAGGAUGCACAAAGGCAGAAGGACUGGUAACCACCAUGCCUGUGUCACACACUAACGUAGACUGUUGAUCUCUCAUUAGCCUCAGCAACAUUUAAUAUUUCAUUAAAGGCAGGCGCCGCAGCCCUACUCAUCUUCUAGAUGUAUAUGGACAGCAACCCAAGCAUGCAUGGUAUUGUUUGUCUGCUUUGAAGCACGGGAAAGGGAUCGGGAUUGGGAUCCUGGGACAAGGCACAAUGAGGUGGGAGCAAAGUCCUCCCUCUUGGAGCGGGUGUAUUCCUUCUGCUCAGGCAAAACCAGUGGGCUUUUCUUAUUUUGCCAACUUCUAAAAGCUCUCUCUUCCUCUCACUCUGUAUUUAAGUUUGGUUUUUUACUGGUUCACCUUUACUGAGACAAAAGGAGUUCACUUGCUGGG
Dryobates pubescens (Downy woodpecker) is the source of this 5661-nucleotide messenger RNA. RefSeq names its product membrane associated guanylate kinase, WW and PDZ domain containing 1 (gene MAGI1). Gene Ontology annotation, cellular component: cytoplasm. Lineage: Eukaryota; Metazoa; Chordata; Aves; Piciformes; Picidae. Bases 174 to 4520 code for a protein of 1448 amino acids. The record is from RefSeq and is a predicted model, not a curated record. Gene Ontology annotation, molecular function: protein binding. Gene Ontology annotation, biological process: signal transduction. The transcript has 24 exons.